Fonsecaea multimorphosa CBS 102226 is the source of this 2202-nucleotide messenger RNA. RefSeq lists its product as uncharacterized. Lineage: Eukaryota; Fungi; Ascomycota; Eurotiomycetes; Chaetothyriales; Herpotrichiellaceae. The transcript has a single exon. Gene Ontology annotation, biological process: regulation of DNA-templated transcription; DNA-templated transcription. Gene Ontology annotation, molecular function: DNA binding; zinc ion binding; DNA-binding transcription factor activity, RNA polymerase II-specific. Bases 1 to 2202 code for a protein of 733 amino acids. The record is from RefSeq and is a predicted model, not a curated record.
AUGGCCGCCGGCGAAGGCGUGCGUUGCCGCGCGGCGCGUGCUUGCAAGAGGUGUCAUGUUAAGAGAAUCAAGUGCGAUGCCAUUGAGGGCGGUAUGCCCUGCACCGGAUGUCAACAGGCCGAGAAUAGUGAAUGCAGCUUGAUGCCUUCGAACAAGGGUACCUACAUUCGAGCAGGAUCCCGACGGGCGAGGCAUCAACAAGCGGAAAGGGUGCGUUCUUGCAUUCCUUGCAGUACGGCUGUGCCUCGAGAUACAGAUUACCAACGAUUUGUCGCGGCCGAAGCAACGACCGAAGCAACGACCGAAGAACAGUAUGCAGACCACCAACCUUCACGGAAUCCCGACCCAGUGCCAGGGACUAUGGUAUCGAGAGGAAUCAAUCGUGGUGGCAGAGGUCUCAACUCUGCCGCAUCGCCACUGGACCGCCGUGCCACCUCGCCCGCAUCUGGCGACGAUGCCACCAACUCUCCGGUAUUGGACCUCGCGACGACACGUCCGGAAUCAUCUCAUCGGGAACCUUCCUGGACCACGAUGUUUGACGGGCUCUUUGACAAUCUUUCACAUAACCAGAAGGCCGCUCUCGACAAAUGCUCCAUCACCUAUCUAGGCGAGUCAUUCCCAUUAGGCAUGGUUCUUGAAGAGGUGAAUGAAGGCGGAAGAACGCGCCUGCAUCAUCCCGGACCGCCUGUUUCCGAGUCCUCGGUGGUAGAAGAGCCAUCGGGACAGCGAUAUCCCUCGCAUAUGCGGCCAGAAGAUAUCGCGUACCUCAAAGCAAAGGGUGCAUUCACGUUCCCUGAUGCUGAUAUGCUCGAUGCAUUGGUAACGACGUACUUGGGACGAGUGUAUCCCCUGUAUCCAAUAGUCAAUCGACAAGAAUUUAUUCGACAGUAUGAGGCCGAUGAGGUCCCGGCCAUGCUAUUGCAUGCUGUCUGCUCAAUUGCUGCGACAUUUUGCGACCUCGCCCUCAUCCACCGUGCCGGAUUUCUUUCACGGCUUGACGCAAGGUUAGCAUCCUACCGCAAAGCCAAAGCGCUUUUUGAAGUUGGGUACGAGACCGACAAGAUUGUGCAGCUACAGAGUGCCGUCUACAUGACAUUUUGGGGCGGAGGGCCGACCAACCAUUGGAACUAUUUCAGCUGGAUCGGCACGGCCGUGACGAUCGCAGAGUCUCUUGGGAUUCAUCGGUCGAUGGCCAAUGCUGAUAUGGAUGUUUCUGACAGGAGUCUAUUGAAGAGGCUAUGGUGGACUCUCGUCAACAGGGACGCUCACUGCCAAAGCCUGGUUGGGCGCCCGUUUCGGAUCAACCAAGAACAGGUCGACAUAGAGCCCUUGGUGCCAGAGGAUUUCGAGGAAGAUAUGCGGAGCGCCGAGUUCAAAUCGCAUCCAUUACGAACCGCGUUCGGUCUCUACCAAAUCCACAUGUCACGGUUAUCGCUCAUCGUCAAAGAUAUCGUGAACACUCGAUUUAGACCCGGUAGACUGCAGUCGAGAGCUGCCGUUCUGUACGACAAACUGCUGCGCUGGCGCCAUGAGUUGCCUGAGGAGCUGCAGUGGGUGGAUGGUGAUGCAAACCUAGACGUCUUUGUGUUAUGCCUCUGCACAUCUUACAACCACCAUUUGAUACUCCUCCACCAAGACCAACCGCCCAUGGGUGGUUUGGCGUCUACUACCCAAGAAAAUCCCUUAUUGAAAAGGUCGAUUCCUUCGCCCGAGAUCGCAGCCAGGAAUAUUACUUGCCUCGUGUACACGAUAUACGCCAAGUCGAGCCCUCUAUGUAUCCCACAUGAAACAUUCCAAGGCGUGUUCCUGGCGGAGGCAGUAAUGUUUACACAGAUGAAGGCUUCUGAGCUGAUGACCGCGCAGCAUGGGAGAGCGGCAUUAUCCGCUUGUCAGAUGCUGUGGCAUACAGUCUUGGAAACCUGGGACGCUUCACCUUGGAUCCUCCGUCUGUUCGACCAUCUGGUCGGGCGUCUCGGCCUUCCAAGCGACAGGCAGAACGACCCUAGCUGGGUAGCGACGGGUGAGUCUUCCACAGGUGCUCUGCACGCCGACGAGUUUGUGGAUGACUUCGGGAAUACUCUCCCAACCCUGUCCACCUUUCUCGACAUGACGCAAGACGGAGGCGCGUUGUCGAAUUUUGUAGAUUUUCCCAUCUUUUCAGGUUCUUUGGGCUUGACAGAUCCAAGUCUAGGAAUGCAAUAG